Messenger RNA from Eupeodes corollae, 1648 nucleotides. RefSeq names its product malectin. Bases 342 to 1217 code for a protein of 291 amino acids. The record is from RefSeq and is a predicted model, not a curated record. Gene Ontology annotation, molecular function: carbohydrate binding. Gene Ontology annotation, cellular component: membrane. The transcript has a single exon. Lineage: Eukaryota; Metazoa; Arthropoda; Insecta; Diptera; Syrphidae.
GCUGAUAGUAGAAAAAUCCACAUUACGUGUCAACUUCUCUCAACUCAACUUUUUCUUUCCAAUUAGUUGUGUGACCAAGUUACAUUUUAUUCUUCAACGCAUAGCAUAACCAAAUUUCUUUCCACAUCCAAUCAACAAUCAACUACUUCAAUUAAAAAACAAACACUUAAUUGUGCAAUAUAAACCAAUAAUGCUCUCAAGCACCCUCAGCCAAACACUAUCAAUUGUCGAGUAGAUGUUUCUUCCAUAAAGAAAGUAUUCAACUCCCAACCCACAAAAACUUAUCGCGGAUAUACCAUUAGACGAAACACGAAAAAGGUACAAAUUUAUGUAGUUUCUAAAUGAAAGUAAACAUAAUGCUAGCGUGGAAUUUAAAGUCCUGUAGUAGCCUCACUAGAUCCGCACAAAAUGCUAUAUUAGCUUUGAUUCUCUUAGUGCAAUUAACACGUGCCGCCGAAUCGACCAACCGUCUGCGAGUAGUGUACGCUGUCAACGCCGGUGGCGACAGCCACACCGACAAAAAUGGAAUUCUCUUCGAGCAGGAUCCGCUGCGUGGCAAAGUUGGCACCGAGUCUGACUACGGCAGGCAGCUAUUGAUCAUUGGACGGGUCUCACAGCAGGACGAGAUUCUCUACCAAACCGAACGCUAUCACACUGCCACGUUCGGCUACGACCUCCCCGUAACCGAGGACGGCGAGUAUGUGCUGAUACUGAAGUUCUGCGAGGUCUACUUCAAUGCCCCCAAUAUGAAAGUGUUCGACGUUGUACUUAAUGGUGACCACACCGUCAUCUCGGAUCUGGAUAUAUUCCACCAGGUGGGCAAGGGCACAGCGCACGACGAAUACGUCUUCUUCACGGUGUCGCGGAAGCGAUUGUUCGUGAAGGAAGAAGAGUCCGAGAUCAGAAACGGACGAAUACGGCUGGAAUUCGUGAAGGGCAUCAAAGAUAAUCCCAAAAUCAAUGCGUUCGCCCUGUUGAAGGGUGACGUCGAGAGUAUUCCCAGAUUGCCGCCCAUCGCUAUGGAAGAGCGCGCCACACCCCUUGAGACUGAGAUCCCCAUUGAAGACAUCGUGGAGAAGCCAUCACUGAAAUCUCGCAAAACUAGUGGACCCAAACAGCCCAAUCCCUAUACAAUGGAUGAUUCGUCGGUGAUGCUGCCUGUGUUCAUCGCUAUCGGAGCAUUUAUUCCUCUGCUAUUUUGCCUAUGCAAGCUGUGAUUUACUUAAGUUUAAUUUUAUUAUUUUUAGUUUGGGUUUAUUUUUUUCUUUUUAAGUAAAAACGAAAAAAUUAUAUGUAUUUGUUGUUUUCCUAUAAUAAUUAUGUAAUUUAAUUCAAAAGCAAACAAAAUACAACAUAGAUUUACAUAUUUUUCUUUCUUAGUUAUUUAUUUUCAAUAAAAUAAAAUAAAAAUAUAAUUUAGAAUAAUUUAACAAAAAAAAACAAAUUUUAUAAAUUGUGUGAGGAAAAUUAUGAUUGUCAAAUACCUAUAAGGCUUAUGCAAACAAUACAAAAUGCGUCAAAGUGGUUGUUCUAAUUAUUAUAAUUUAUUUUGACCAGUUACAAUUACUGCUAAUGUAAUUUACAAAACAAAUUAAAACAAGAAAAUGGUUAAAAUAAAAAAAACACUAAAGUUGAUGAUGACAAAGGA